Protopterus annectens (West African lungfish) is the source of this 2845-nucleotide messenger RNA. RefSeq names its product ras homolog family member H (gene RHOH). NCBI's taxonomy places the organism in Eukaryota, Metazoa, Chordata, Ceratodontiformes, Protopteridae. The record is from RefSeq and is a predicted model, not a curated record. Bases 582 to 1154 code for a protein of 190 amino acids. Gene Ontology annotation, biological process: small GTPase-mediated signal transduction. The transcript is spliced from 2 exons. Gene Ontology annotation, molecular function: GTP binding; GTPase activity.
AGUUAUUGAGAUACAGCCUGUGGUUUGCAGUCAUUCAGAAAGCAGGAAGCUGAUGACAUAUACCAUGCACAGGAGCUGCAAAAGAGAUGCUAACCACCAUUUGAGACAGUACGAACAUAACAGAACCAUCUGUGGCUCUACGUUGAAGAGAAGGAUCUUAAGUUUAUCAAAUCCCAUUAACAUUAUUACCACCAAAGGGCACUGGGAAUAAAUAGAAACGAGUGUUUUUUGAUCAAGACCCCCAGAGAUAACCUGUGUUCAAUACCUACAAAGGGUUCUCAUCUGUGAUGAACUUAAAAGGAUUUUGAAUCAUGAACACAAAUGCCGCCAGUGCAAUGUUCUCAUCAAAUACUUUUUAACAUCAAUAGAGUCUAUCAAUAGCUUUCUAAGGAGAGAAAAAAAAGGUAAGAUAGUGGACGAUACUGUUCUCCGAACAUUUGUAUUUCUGGGCAAUUCUAGUUCUGCUUUGAUGAUUCAUUCAUCCUGUUUGGAAAUUCUUCAAGUAUAGAUAUGGUUUGAGAAAAAAACGUUUGAAACUUUCACUUGCUUUGCCAAAUUAAUCUAAGAGUUUUACGGAGGAAAUGAAUGCCAUAAAGUGUGUUCUUGUUGGUGAUUCUGCAGUGGGGAAAACAGCUUUACUGGUGAGGUUCACAUCUGAAACUUUCCCAGACAUGUACAAACCUACAGUCUAUGAAAACACAGGGGUGGAUGUCUUCAUGGAUGGGAACCAGAUAAGUCUGGGACUAUGGGACACAUCAGGAAACGAUUCAUUCAGGGGAAUUCGUCCACUUUCAUAUGCCCAGGCUGAUGUUGUACUGUUGUGCUACUCUGUGACCAACCACAACUCUUACCUAAGUGUAAGGAACAAAUGGAUUGGAGAGGUUAGAAGUCAUUUGCCUAAAACUCCUGUACUGGUGGUAGCCACCCAGACUGAUCAACGAGAAAUGGGACCACAUCGUGCAUCCUGCAUAAGUUCAGUUGAUGGGAAAAGACUAGCUCAGCAUAUUAAAGCAAAGGGCUACUUAGAAUGUUCAGCACUUAGCAACAGAGGAGUUCAGCAGGUAUUCGAAUAUGCUGUAAGGACUGCUGUCAAUCAAGCCAAAAAACAGGCAAGGCGAAGACUUUUAGAUUUCAACCAAUGUAAACUUUCUUAGGCUUGUAAAACAUAGUUAAACCUUCUGAAAUUGGCAUUCACUUGGAUAAUAAGUACAUUGUUCCUUUUCCUGAUAAUUACCCACCCUACUGAAUGACUGCGCACUUUGAUCCAUGGAUUAUCUUUAUUUAUUGAAUUAACAUAAUUCACUCCACAUCAAAACAUUUAGAGAAAAUUUUAAGUCUGUCAAGAUGCAGUACUUAAUGAUAAAAAGCAGAAAAAAGUAAAUGCUAGAUCAUGCAUAUCAUUGUAAGUCAUACCACUGUGGAUAUUAUUACCCAUUUUGACAGACCAAGUAUAUGUAUAUGCUUAAAGGGACAUUGUAUCUACAUUUAAGCAAAGUUCCACAAAUUAAAAUACUUUAAGUCAUCAAAUUGUGGAGACUAGUGUGUCAAAACAUGUAUUUUAUAUAUAUAUUUGUUUACCUUUGGUUUUAGAUUCUGGCUCUGCCCUUUCUAACCCUUGCUUAUAGUGUGGAAAAGUGAUAUCUUUGAAUGCUACACUGCAAAUUAACUCUAACAAAUGUGAUUCACUGCUGGUUUCAUAAAAGAUUAACUAAUCUAAAAAAGCCUUCAUGAACUGCAAAAUAUGCAGUCACCUGGCUUCUUAAAAAAUGAGUGUGCUGUUAGUGUUAAAUUAAAAAAAAACUGUUAUAGUGCAGUACAUUUGAUCUGGCUGUUCAAUAGUGUGUUAAAAUACAGGAAAGCAGCAGUAUCUAUGAGUUACAAUAUGUUCACUUUUAGAAAAAGUCAUUAAAUGAUCAUCAUGCAUGACCAGGUUAUCACUAUAUUAUAAUAGUUUGCAUACAGUUUAUCCUGUGAAAAUGAAAAUUAUCAUUCACUAUUAUAACCUAGGGAAUAACGGAUAAAUAUACAUUGUAAUGUUUUACUGUAUCAUGCGAGUCCCACAACUGCUCUACAGUUUUUCAUUGUCACAUUGUUUCAUGGCUAAACUCCUCAAUGUCACAUUGUUUCAUAACCACACCUAAAAUGUUACAUUGUUUUAUAACUAUUCUCAGAAUGUCACAUUGUUUUAUCACUAUACUCAGCAAUGUCACACUGUGUAGCUUAGAGACAAUUAAUUUUAUCUUGUAUAGCUGUUGUGUUGUCUGUAGUAUGUUAUAUUCCAUUCUACACAUAAACGUUGUUAAUAAAAAUUGUAUAUACCAUACCUGGAGCUUUUUUGUAACAUCUAGUCUAUGAUACCUCAGAGUAUAAGUAAAUGAAUAUAAUAUUUUGUUAUAUAUAAUUAAAACAUGCUUCUGAUGAUCGUGUAUCAUGUUCACUUUUUCAUAGGUAUGGAAAUGAAGUACGGUGCACCAAAUAUUUCAGUUAAAGAAUGGUUAGGUUGCUCGCGUUACUUCAAAUUAUGUUUUACAAUGACUAAUAAAUAUUGCUGCUUUAAACUGUUAAUGAAUUGUUAAAAAUGAUGACAUACAGCUUUAAUAAGUUUCAUAAUAUCCCAUACUUUAGAAAAUGUUGUGAGGAGACAAUGUCUCCCUUCUUAUAUGUGUUAUUUAUUGAUCUGUAUGUCUAUAAGGGUCAAUUAAACAAUCUCCCUUGGCGCAGCCAGAAUGAAGAAAUUACAGAUUUUUUAAAAAAAUUGUUUAUGAUUGAAAUGUACAGGUUGUGUGUUUCUUUGCACACUUGAUGUUGGUCAGUCAUUAAAGUUAAAUAUGAUGUCAAAAUUGAA